Messenger RNA from Scatophagus argus, 3011 nucleotides. RefSeq names its product guided entry of tail-anchored proteins factor 4 (gene get4). The transcript is spliced from 9 exons. Gene Ontology annotation, biological process: protein insertion into ER membrane. Gene Ontology annotation, cellular component: cytosol; BAT3 complex. NCBI's taxonomy places the organism in Eukaryota, Metazoa, Chordata, Actinopteri, Scatophagidae. Bases 435 to 1262 code for a protein of 275 amino acids. The record is from RefSeq and is a predicted model, not a curated record. Gene Ontology annotation, molecular function: protein binding.
CUUUGGGGCCUGUCUGUUCCAGAUCAUUCGACUGUCAACCUUGCUGCUAUUCCUGGUGGUUCAUGAUUGGGUGAAUUUCACCGUAGACCUACCCACUCAUGCUGGUCGGACUGUUUGUGUGGACAGCUGUAGUGUCGAUCUAACGCAGUCACAAAAUGGGACAGAUAAGUAUGGCUAGUUAGCUAUCUUAGCUACGUGUUUAGCAACACAACCGAUAUUAGCCUAAUCGGAGUUACUGGACCGUUAGACAGCCUGUGUUUAUGCGUCAUUGUUAAGGUCACCUGUAAAUUAAGAGACUAUAGUGGACAACUGCUUUGUUCAACGCUGUCAUUUCCUAAACGAGUAGUGAAGCUGUCCAGCUGUGCUAGCAUUUAGCUAGAUUAGCUAGCCGCAUUCUGCACCGCCGCAGUCUGUUCUGACGUUAAUGAUGGUACAUGUCACAGGCUAAACAUGCUGAGGCCAGGGAGUUGAUGUAUAAUGGUGCUCUACUCUUCUUCAGCUAUAACCAGCAAAACAGUGCAGCAGACCUGUCCAUGCUGGUUCUGGAGGUGUUGGAGAAAUCGGAGACAAAAGUUGAAGAUGAAAUAUUAGAAAGUCUGGCCAAGCUGUUUAGCCUGAUGGACCAGAACUCCCCUGAGAGAGUAGCAUUUGUGUCCAGAGCCUUGAAAUGGUCCACAGGAGGAUCUGGCAAGUUGGGGCACCCGAAACUACAUCAGCUGCUGGCUGUCACCUUAUGGAAAGAACAAAACUACAGUGAGUCUCGUUACCACUUCCUGCAUUCGUCUGACGGGGAGGGCUGUGCACAGAUGCUGGUGGAGUAUUCAGCAUCACGAGGCUUCCGCAGCGAGGUCGACAUGUUUGUGGCGCAGGCCGUCCUACAGUUCCUCUGCUUAAAGAACAAAAACAGCGCUUCCGUGGUGUUCAGCACAUACACAGAGAAACACCCGUCCAUAGAGAAGGGACCUCCCUUUGUCCAGCCUCUACUAAACUUUAUCUGGUUUCUGCUGCUGGCAGUGGAAGGUGGUAAAUUAACAGUUUUCACAGUGUUAUGCGAGCAAUAUCAACCUUCCCUGAAGAGGGACCCCAUGUAUAAUGAGUAUCUCGACAGAAUAGGACAGCUUUUCUUUGGAGUUCCACCCAAACAGUCUCCAUCAUACGGUGGACUGUUAGGAAACCUGCUGAACAGCUUGAUGGGUUCUGGUGAGGAUGAUGACGCAGUUGAAGAAGCCCAGGAGGACAGCAGCCCCAUAGAGCUGGACUGAACCAGGCCCCGGACAAAGAGAACAAAUGAACACAAAAAAGAGGAAGACUACGAUGCCUCCAUACUUCACCUCCACAACGAGGGUGGGGCGAGGUGCUGCUCUGUGUUUUCAGAGGCGUGCUGUUUCCAAAAAACCCCUCCCCCACCCAUCCAGUCUAAAAUCAGAGCACUUAUCAGUCCGCCAAAACAUCCCACUUGGCGCUGCCGGGACUGACUGCGCCAAACUGCAAACUCUUCCUGUGCUGACUUAUUGUAACAUUAUAUUAUUUUAUUUUUGUUAGUUUGGGACUCUUGCUCUCUGUUUAGGGUGUACGAUUUUUAAACGUAACAAACUGUCCUGUCCCUGUGAAAACCUGCUCUCAGGAGAUGAGAGUUAGAGUCUCGCAUUGGAGAGGAUAGCAUCACACAUGAAAUCUCCUCUUCAUAAUGGCGUUGAGGACAUCAUUGUAAGAGGUUUUAGUCAACUCACUACAAUUAUCCAAUUGUUUAAUUUGUCAGACAGCCACAUGGAGCCUAAUCAGAGCCACAGUGUUGCUCUUUUUGGCACUUUUCAAUGACUUUGUUAAGUAUCUUCUUCAGUAGUAAUUUAAAUUGCUCCUUGCAGUCAGCCCCACCUUUCAGGUUCUCAUUUGUCUAUUAGCUGUAUGGACAAAAAUACAACAAGAAGUUGUUUUUCUUUUUUUUUUUUUUUUUUUCCCAGAGGUCAUCAAGCAAACAAACCUGUUCUGCUCAGCGUGUCCUCCACAGGUCAUAGUGGUGGUUAACAUUUCUGCUCGUUCGGUUGUAUGUAUACAAACAGCUCCAGUGCGGAGGCCACACUUUUACUGUGCACUUGCUGAACUGCUGCUGAGCUUGUUUGCAUUUCCAAGAUAAACUCAUGGGAGAAAUCCAAUUUUUCCGUUUUCUUUGUUUAACUUGUGAAGUCGUAAAAACAUGUCUGGCAAUGAGGCGUUUGAGGCACUUGUGUUUUGCUGGUUGUUGGCUCUGGCUGUCUACGUGUUGCUAUGUAAAAUAAAAAGUCAAAGUUGGGGUUACCUUCCAUGUCUGUACAGUGAUCUUUAUUAGAAGAGCAAAAUGGGACGCUGUGAAACCUGGCCUGUUUGGAGUGAAUCUUGCUUUUCAUGUUAUAAAAUGCUAAACCGGCUUCUGGCUGUGUCUAUUGUCCCACUCUGUUGUCUCUUUUUAUACUCCAGUUAAACAGUUCUUCUUGGAGGUGGAUCAGUGGUCUGAUGUCAGUUCAGCCAGUGCACAAUCAGAAGUGUGAUUCAUGCAGCAGCUACAGUUUUAUCAGUGUUAACUUCCCUCAGAGAACGCUCUCAAUCUGCCUGUUCCUCCAGACAUCAUUUACAGUCUUCAGCUUCUUUUUGUCCUCGUGGUUCACUCAGACCAGGUCUUGCCAGUCUGCUGUUUUAGGAUUUUUGUCUUUUUAAAAUCCCUAACCUGUGCUCCAGAUCAUCUUAAAAGGGGUCACAUCUCUCCUAUCAAGUUGAAUUCAGUCUAAUACUAGGAAACUAGUCCAGAGGUCUUCCAAUGUAGAGUAAUGUUUUAUUGACUUCUUGUUUAAAAAAAAAAAAAAAUCUGUGUGGGACUUACAGAACAACCAAAAUGACCAAUACUAAAUAAGAAAUAAUGAUAGAUAAUCAUGUAAAUGUACCAGUAUGUUGCCUGAGAAAAAUCAUUUUUGGGGAGUAUUAUUCUAAGGUUCCUGUAUUAAUGAAAAAGAAAUCAAUAAACCAAAAAAAAAAAAUAA